CGUGUUGGGAGUUGGUACUGAGGGUUUACUCAUCUUUGGAGCUCGCCGUCACCGAUUUGUUUCGAUUCAUCUGCAGAUACACCGUUUCGUUGCCAGAAUACAGAACGCCGAGCAAUUUGCGACCGGAAUUUGCAGAAAAUGGAAGGUGGAGACGAUGGUGUCGAGAGGCUUGUAGAUUCCAAGGAUAUGCAGCAACAAAGCAAGGCCUUCGAUAAGCUCACUGAUCGCGUCGAGGACCGUCAACUCGAUUCCACUCGUGUGCAAGAGGCAAUGGCAUCAAUUGCCGCAUCGGCGGAAGCCGAUUGGAAUGCUAUGAUGUUGAGAGAGAAAGAACUAGCUGCUGUCAAGAUAAAUGCAGCUGAUCUUGACAUAAUUGCUAACGAACUCGAGUUGGACAAGAAGGUUGCUGAGAGAACAUUGCGAGAGCACAAAGGCGAUGCUGUUGCUGCUAUACGGUAUUUACUGCACUAAGCGGGACUUUUGAGAGGGCCUGUGUGUGUAUUCACUACUUGGAAGUGUUACUGGGAAAACUUUUCAGAGUGCACAAGUGAGAAUGAUAAACAUAUACCAUUUGUAACUCCAAAUUACUUUAUGGGAAACUUUGACAAUUGUUUCUUAUCUCGAUCGCCACUCGGCACAUCGUUAUGGGCUCAAGGGAGGAGGCUUCAUUUGCUGGAAAAUAUUGGUAAACGUCUCAAUGUGGUCACGGGGUUGGUACAUGCUCCAUAAAUAGUUCCUUUUGAGAUGAAAAGACCUUUAAGAAUUGAUGACUUGGCCUGAUCUUUGCCGUCAUAUUCAAACUUUUGAAGUUAGGAAUUGAAUAGAAAUUGAAGUGUUUGAUCUCUUUUGCUU
Messenger RNA from Momordica charantia (bitter melon), 852 nucleotides. Its product is annotated as DNA-binding enhancer protein-like protein. Lineage: Eukaryota; Viridiplantae; Streptophyta; Magnoliopsida; Cucurbitales; Cucurbitaceae. The record is from RefSeq and is a predicted model, not a curated record. Gene Ontology annotation, biological process: negative regulation of apoptotic process; protein stabilization.